This is a messenger RNA of Notodromas monacha, 526 nucleotides long. Lineage: Eukaryota; Metazoa; Arthropoda; Ostracoda; Podocopida; Cyprididae. The record is from the annotation of a GenBank genome assembly.
GGGGAUCGCAGGAGGCGUAAUAUACGUCAUCGUGCAAGUGAUUUUCCUCGUGAUGUUUCUCGACAAAUUUGCCGAGCCCGAGGUGAACCGCAGGUGUUGCGGUGAAUUUUGCUGCGGAAUCGAAGAUGCUGAAGAACUGCUCCUGGGUUGGAUGGAUUUUGUGUACUUCUUGGUUCAUGGUUUGCUCCUGACAUCGCUGGCACUUUUGUGUGCCACUGGCACGGGUUACUACUUCUUGUACGAAAUGUUCGGAGAGCAGUGCGACUUCAAUCGCUACGUCAUCUAUGGAACGUGCGCAGUCUCUGUUGUGUCCGUCAUCCUGUCCUUGUUUCCCCGUUUUGCUAGCCUGACAAAUUUUCAGCAUUCUCGUGACAAUUGGUGGAGGGCUCUGGCUGGAACUGGGAAGUUUUCAUUUCUCGUCAUGCACCCUGUGCAAUACGUUUUAUGUCGUCAGAAUCUGAUAUUGUUUGCGGUGAUGCUACAGCCGAUGGCAGUACAGUGGUACCUCAUAACAGCGAAUCCUUGA